Molecule: messenger RNA, 3493 nt
Organism: Solea senegalensis (Senegalese sole)
Lineage: Eukaryota; Metazoa; Chordata; Actinopteri; Pleuronectiformes; Soleidae
Gene: sh3bp4a
Product: SH3-domain binding protein 4a
Exons: 5
Coding region: 315-3185 (956 amino acids)
Cellular component (GO): cytoplasm
Molecular function (GO): protein binding
Source: RefSeq, a predicted model, not a curated record
CGCACGGGGAGUCAGUGUCGCGUGGCGUGUGUCUCCAUCUCGUCUCCUGCACUGAAAACUUCUGAUACUGGAAACAAGCUCUUGUUUUAUUCCUUCCUUCAAGUGUCCAACUGUCAUCGCUGUUGUGAUUGUCGAUUGUUGAUUUUUUUAAAUACUGAAAACAAAUGAAGCGAGAAGAAACGCGAGGAGGAGGUAUAGAAGAAGUGACAGCGGUCUCUCCAUCACACACACCCCCCCCCUCCUUUUUUCUCUCAAUUCUCUGAGCGCAAACGAGAGAUGAAAAGCUGCCGAUGAGCGAACGCUAAGUACCGGCCAUGGCUGCCCAUCGAAUCAUCCGAGUAACAAACAACAACCACAUCCUCCCUCGCUGCAAGUCUGAGGGGACACUCGUCGACCCGAGUGAGGGGGUCACCGGGGCCAGUCUCGGUGAUGUCAAAGUGCCUUCUCCCAGUGCCUUAAGGCUGGACACUUCCUCCUCCUAUGGGGCUGCACAGGAAGUGGUUGCCAUAAAAGAUUAUUGCCCCAGCAGUUUCACAACGCUAAAGUUCUCCAAAGGCGAUCGCCUCUAUGUGUUGGACACAUCGGGUGGAGAGUGGUGGUACGCUCACAACAACACAGAGAUGGGGUACAUACCAGCUGCCUACGUUCAACCAGUCAACUUCAGGAACUCUUCGCUUAGCGACAGCGGGAUGAUCGACAGUCUUGGGGAAGGGUACGAGGACGGGUCCAAGGAGUUUGGGGGUUUGGGGGAGUGGACAGGAAUGAGCCUGACGUCUUCACUAGUUUACAACAACAACCCCUUCUCUGUGAACCCCUUUAGCUGUACAUUAGAUCAAAACCACAAAGCUGUCGGAACAAGGAACUCGGCAGACCUUAUUCUUUUUGACGCUCUCGCAUCACCUUCAUCUUGUUCUAACAUCAAUGGUUUCAGCAACUACCAUGUUAACAAUGCUAUCCCCACCUGCCCAAACCAAGAGAUUGUACCUAACCUUCAAAGGGAUAAUCCCUUUUUCAGGAGUAAACGUUCUCAUAGUCUGUCAGAACUGUCUGUUCUGCAGGCACAAUCUAAUCCAACUUUACCAUCUUCUGGAUUCUUUACUGGCCUUAAGGCUCCUUCCCCAGAGCAGUUUCAGAGCAGGGAGGAUUUUAGAACUGCUUGGUUGAACCACAGAAAACUAGCCCGGUCUUGCCAUGACCUCCAAUCCUUGGGCCAGAGUCCCGGGUGGGGCCAGACACAGCCGGUGGAAACCAACAUUGUGUGUAUGUUGGACAGUAAUGGAGGGGUUGUCCAAAUUCCAGACACCCAUAUCAGCGUGCACAUUCCUGAGGGUCAUGUCAGCCAUGGAGACCAUCAGCAGAUCUCAUUGAAAGCCUUACUUGACCCUCCAUUGGAGCUUAACACUGACCACUGCUCCUCUGUGAGUCCCGUGGUGGAGAUAAAGCUCAGCAACAUGGAGACCAAGUCCUUCAUCACGCUGGAGAUGAAGGUUUCAGUUACUGUGAAGAAGGAUAGUUGUCAAACUGCUGAAGUGCUUUGUGUUCGCAGUGAUUGCAAAGAAGGGCCUUACGCUCCAAUCGCCAAUGCCUACAUUUACAAGGACACCGUUCAGGUGCAGUUGGAAAGUCUAGAGCCCUGCAUGUAUAUGGCUGUUGUGGUUCAGUCUCAGUUCCUCAACCACAAUACAACUGUUUGGGACUAUGUGCAGAGGAAAGUAACUCUGGGUGUCUAUGGACCCAAGCACAUACACCCUUCCUUCAAGACGGUUGUGGCCAUGUUUGGGCACGACUGUGCCCCCAAAACCUUGCUGGUAAGUGAGGUGGGUCGGCAGGCUACCUCAACUCCACCAGUUGCCCUCCAGCUGUGGGGUAAGCACCAGUUCAUGCUAGGAUACCCUCAGGACCUCCAAGUGGGAUUGUACUCGAACAUGUCAAACUACCAGGUGAAAGCAAGCGAGGGCCGUGGGGUGAUUCGCGGAUUUCAGGUCAAACUGGGGAAGGUCAGCAGGCUGCUGUACAUGAUAACAUCGCAGAACCCCAACAGUAUCUCAGACUUUACUCUCAGGGUUCAAGUCAAGGACGCCCUUGAUUGUAUCAUCACCCAGUUCUGUGUCCAAACUCCACAGCCUCCCCCAAAGUCAGGGGCGAGGAUAACAGGUCAGAGACGGUUCUUGAAGAAAAAAGAGGUGGACAAGAUUGUCCUCUCACCACUGGCGAUCACCUCGAAGUACCCAAGGUUUCAGGACCGGUGUAUUACUCACCUGAAAUUUGGCAAGUUGAUCAAAACAGUAAUCAGGCAGCACAAGAGCACCUAUUUGUUGGAGUACAAGAAAGGGGAUGUUAUUGCUUUGCUCAGUGAGGAGAAAAUCAAAUUGCGAGGACAGCUGCGGACCAAAGAAUGGUACAUUGGAUACUAUCAGGGGAAGAUGGGGCUCGUCCAUGCCAAGAAUGUUUUGGUACUGGGUAAAGUCAAGCCCAUUUAUUGGUGUGGUCCUGACCUAACGACCACGGUUCUGCUGGAACAAAUCCUGAAGCCUUGCAAAUUUCUUACAUACAUCUACGCAACUGUGAGGACUGUUUUAAUGGAGAACGUAGGGAACUGGCGGGCGUUCGCCGACGCCCUGGGCUACGGGAAUUUCACAUUGAAUUACUUUUGCCGGACAGAGCUGGACAAUGAGCCGGAGAAGGUGGCGUCGGUUCUGGAGAAACUCAAAGAGGAAUGUACCAAUAUGGAGAACAAGGAGAGGAAGUCCUUCCAGAGGGAACUCAUGAUGGCGUUGCUGAAGAUGGACUGCCAGGGCCUGGUUGCCAGGUUGGUCCUGGAUUUUGUCUUGUUGACCACAGCGGUGGAGGUGGCGUCCCGGUGGAGGGAGCUGGCCGAGAAACUGGCGCGAGUGUCGAGGCAGCAGAUGGAGGCUUACGAGGCUCCACACCUGGACAAGAACGGACUGCUGGACAACGAGUCCAUGUGGAAGCCGGCGUACGACUUCCUCCUGACGUGGGCGGCGCACAUCGGGGACAGCUACCGCGACAUCAUCCAGGAGCUUCACCUCGGCCUGGACAAGAUGAGGAACCCCAUCACCAAGAGGUGGAAGCACCUCACCGGCACGCUCAUCCUCGUCAACUGCCUGGACACCCUGCGUGGCGCCGCCUUCUGUCCCACCGGAUACGGAGACUUUGCUGUCUGAAUGUUAUUAUUCUAUUAUUUUUUAAAAGUGCAUGAGGAUUUUUACCUGGAUCUAUUUUCUGAGAUCACUAAGCAUCUGUCCUGGACAUGAUGACUUAAGAUGAUAAUUAGACUGUUUGGGAAACGUGAGUGUAUUUUAUACCUCUACUUUAUUUCCCCUUCACCUUCUUUUUCUGUCUGACUUCACUUCCCAAGAAGAAACGUUGUUCUUGUUUUGUCUUCAUCUCCCGUCGUACACGGCUAAAGUUUCUCCUUUCAGUCUCCGACCGUGUUCAGAAUGUCACUUUCCAAUUAAAGGUUUGUAUGUUU